UGUUUUUUAAAUAAAAAAUAAAUUUGUAUAAAUAAAUUGGAAUGCAAAUAUCACUUUAGAGCACUUCAAAUACGACUAAACAAAUCGAGCGAAUAAAAAUCGUUUGAAUAAUUUUGUUCAGUUCGUUUGAGACAACAAAGUUGGAAACGUUUGCAACACAACACAUCAAAAAUGUCAACUGAUAAUUUAACAGCAGUUCUUCACGGUAUAGAAGACUUACGUUUGGAACAACGACCAAUUCCUGAAAUAUCAGAAAAUGAUGUACUGCUGGCUAUGGAUUCAGUUGGCAUAUGCGGUUCCGAUGUACACUAUUUAGUCAAUGGACGUAUUGGUGAUUUCAUUUUAACUAAACCUAUGGUGAUUGGCCAUGAGGCUUCCGGUGUGGUUGUGAAAUUGGGCUCAAAAGUAAAGCAUUUAACUGUAGGCGAUCGUGUAGCAAUUGAACCUGGUGUACCCUGCCGUUUGUGUACACACUGCAAAACUGGCAAAUAUAAUUUAUGUGCUGAAAUGGUGUUUUGUGCCACACCGCCAUACGAUGGCAAUUUAACACGCUUUUACAGACACCCUGCAGAUUUUUGUUUUAAACUACCUGAUCAUGUAUCCAUGGAAGAGGGUGCUCUACUUGAACCACUAUCGGUGGGUGUACAUGCAUGUCGACGUGCAGAAGUUGGGCUUGGUUCUGUAGUUCUUAUUAUGGGUGCAGGUCCGAUAGGUUUGGUUACUUUACUUACCGCCAAAGCUAUGGGUGCUUCGGUAAUUCUAAUAACUGAUUUAGUACAAAACCGUUUGGAUGUAGCAAAAGAGCUGGGUGCUACACAUACUUUGCUAUUAAACAAGAAUGAUACCGCUGAAAAUACAGCUUCGAUUAUACACAAAAUGUUAGGUACGGAUCCGGAUAAGUCCAUAGAUUGCUGCGGUGCAGAGUCUACAACGCGGUUAGGAAUUUUUGCUACACGUUCUGGUGGUUGUUGCGUUAUUGUAGGCAUGGGCGCCCCAGAGGUGAAGCUACCUCUUAUUAAUGCCUUAGCUAGAGAAGUGGAUAUACGCGGUGUUUUUCGUUAUUGCAAUGAUUACUCAGCUGCCUUAGCUUUGGUGGCUUCUGGAGCAGUUAAUGUUAAGCCAUUAAUAACACAUCACUUUGAUAUAACUGAAACGACAAAAGCAUUCGAUACUGCACGAUAUGGUCAUGGUGACGCUAUUAAGGUCAUGAUACACGUUCUGCCGAGAAACACAAAUAAUAACUGAAAUCACUUGGAAAUAAAGUAAUAAGUAAUAAAAUUGUAUUUUUGUACCACUUAUUAAGCAAGAAAUAUUAUUAUUAUAAAUUUCACUGUAA
Teleopsis dalmanni is the source of this 1336-nucleotide messenger RNA. RefSeq names its product sorbitol dehydrogenase (gene Sodh1). Gene Ontology annotation, biological process: D-sorbitol catabolic process. NCBI's taxonomy places the organism in Eukaryota, Metazoa, Arthropoda, Insecta, Diptera, Diopsidae. Gene Ontology annotation, molecular function: zinc ion binding; L-iditol 2-dehydrogenase (NAD+) activity. The transcript is spliced from 6 exons. The record is from RefSeq and is a predicted model, not a curated record. Bases 172 to 1245 code for a protein of 357 amino acids.